AUGUUACUCCCACAUCGCAUUCCAGUGCCUCUUCAGCCCGGCGCCCGGGACACUUGUCUCACCUGCGGCAAGUUGGUCCCCAGGAAAGACGAUAUGCCUCCAAACACAGCCUACAUUGUUGUCGGUAUCAUCGCCGCUCUGUUUGUGCUCGUCAUUGUAGGCUUCUGCUUUACACGGUAUAGGAUGAGAUCUAGACAAGGAAAUGCGAAACGAGGCAAAUACAAGCAAACGUCUAACUCCGAAACUAUCGAAGCGUCUACCCCGGGGAGUAGGAGGCGAGAUGGAGCAUCUGGUUCAUUAAAUUCGACCUCGGAUGCGAAUCGAAAUAGCACAGCUUCACAGGUGGAUAGAAAUACGUCGGUUCGAUCCGUCAUAACUUUACCUGCGUACCGAACUAAAGCGAACGAAACCGAACAAGUUAUCGGUCGCGAAGGGGAACGCGGUGGAGUCGAUGUUGUUGUAGAAUUGCCUACUGCUGAGGAUCUAGAAAAUAUGCGAGAUGAAGAGAUGGAAGCAUUAUUCCAAAUCCGAUUAGCGAGACGACAGCAGCGAGACGAACGUGAAGAACGGCGUCGUUUAACCCGAGAAGCAAGAGAUCGCGGGGAUUUUGUAGCAUUGAAUGAGUUAGCAGCACAGAGGCGGGCCGCACGAGAUAAUAACGCUGUGGAUGACUUGCGCGACGCGUACGGGCAAAUUAAAGAACGGCGGGAACGUGCGGUCUCCAGCGUGAGUUACCAUGAGCUCGGCGUGGCACAGCUCAAUGGUACGCGGGUCCGUGCGGGUAGUCAUGGAAGUGAGAACGUAGGGUUGUUAUCAGAUGCGGCUAGCAUUGCCCUAUCGACACGAUCGCCUUCUGCUCAAUCGCAUCGUCGAGAUAGAAGCGCCAGCUCCGUAAUGAGUAUCGACAGCGAUUUCCCCUCCCCAGCGAUAAUGUCAGGAGCAUCAACGCCACGACAGGGUAGCAAUCACACUCGCGCCGGGUCAAGCCCGGAAAUUAUUGGCGAAGCAGAUUUAGGCGAUUCCGAAAUGCCACCACCAGACUAUGAGGAUGUUAGUUUGGAUGAUGCCAGAUCGGGGGCUGGCACACCUCUAUUUAAUGAACCCCCACCGGUCUACACAGACCCUACAGACGGACGUGAACGAAGGUUAAGCGCACAAGUCGGAGGUAUGGUAAACAGGAUGACAGAGGGUGGAGACCUCUCGACUACAAAUAAUUCGCGCGAGGAACCCCCAACACCAAGGUCCUCGAGAGGAGUGGGUGGAGCUCCUCAACUGCCCAGCCUACGAAUUUCGAGACUGCCACAGAUUGUCAUUGAACCUUCGACUGCACAUCCGACCGACUCCCAUCCUUAA
Molecule: messenger RNA, 1353 nt
Organism: Hypoxylon trugodes
Lineage: Eukaryota; Fungi; Ascomycota; Sordariomycetes; Xylariales; Hypoxylaceae
Exons: 2
Coding region: 1-1353 (450 amino acids)
Source: RefSeq, a predicted model, not a curated record